GAGCCGGCGCCGCCGGCUCGGCUUUAGCCCGCCGCGUUUGGGGCGCUGCUGACAGCCGCCGCGCCCUGCCGCCAGCGCCGCCGCCUCCCGCCGCCUCCCGCAGCGCCCGUCGCGGACGGGCACCGAGCCGGGCGCGGAGCGCGGUAAGGGGGUGCCCCUCGCUCGGCAGCCAGCGCCCCGCAGGCGGCGGGCGGGGAGAGGAGCCCCCCGGCGGGAGGGCACCGCGGCCGGCGGGAGCGCCUCGCCCGAGCCGUCGCGCAGCCUUCCGCGCGGGUGCCGCUGAGGGCCGCCGCUCCGCUCCGCAGCGCCAUGCCCGCCGCCCGCCCCUGGCGCCUGCCCGCCCUCCUGCUGCUCCUGCCGCUCCUCGCCGGCCGCGCCGAGGGCGACGGCUCCCUGCGCCCCGCGGGCCUGGGCAGGCAGAGCCCGGCGGCGGCGGCGGACGCCGUGGCGCAGACGGCCGGCACCCCCGGGCUGCGCGGCGCCGAGCCCAACGCCUCCCGCCCGGGCGGCGUGCCGCAGGGCGCGGGGGCGGCCGGCGGGAGGCCGCGCUCGGCCUCGCCGCCCAUGUGCACGGGGCAGACGGAGAUCAAGGAGACUUUCAAGUACAUCAACACCGUGGUGUCCUGCCUCGUCUUCGUGCUGGGCAUCAUCGGCAACUCCACGCUGCUGCGGAUCAUAUACAAGAACAAGUGCAUGAGGAACGGGCCCAACAUCCUCAUCGCCAGCCUGGCGCUGGGCGACCUGCUCCACAUCAUCAUCGAUAUCCCCAUCAACGUCUACAAGCUGCUUGCAGAAGACUGGCCCUUUGGGGUUGAAAUGUGCAAAUUAGUACCCUUCAUUCAAAAGGCAUCAGUGGGCAUCACAGUCCUGAGUUUGUGUGCCCUCAGUAUAGAUAGGUACCGAGCAGUUGCUUCUUGGAGUCGCAUCAAGGGAAUAGGAGUGCCAAAGUGGACUGCUGUUGAAAUUGUAUUAAUCUGGGUUAUAUCAGUGAUAUUAGCUGUUCCAGAAGCUAUAGCAUUUGACAUGAUUACAAUGGAGUACAGAGGAAAGCAUCUUAGAAUUUGCCUGCUUCAUCCCACACAAAAAACAUCCUUUAUGAUGUUUUACAAGCAAGCUAAAGAUUGGUGGCUGUUCAGCUUUUAUUUCUGUUUGCCAUUGGCGAUCACAGCAUUUUUCUAUACUCUGAUGACUUGUGAGAUGUUAAGAAAGAAAAGUGGGAUGCAAAUAGCUUUAAAUGACCACUUGAAACAGAGACGUGAGGUGGCCAAAACUGUGUUCUGCCUGGUGCUUGUUUUUGCCUUGUGUUGGCUCCCACUUCAUUUAAGCAGAAUAUUGAAACUCACUAUUUAUGAUCAGAAAGACCCGAAUAGAUGUGAACUUUUAAGCUUUUUUCUUGUGAUGGACUACAUUGGUAUUAACAUGGCUUCACUGAAUUCCUGCAUCAAUCCAAUAGCUCUGUAUUUGGUUAGCAAAAGAUUCCAAAACUGCUUUAAGUCAUGUUUGUGUUGCUGGUGCCAAUCCAAAGAUCUAUUGUCCCUGGAGGAAAGGCAAUCCUGUUUGAAGUUCAAAGCUAAUGAUCACGGAUAUGAUAAUUUCCGCUCCAGUAACAAGUACAGCUCUUCAUAAAACAGGCGUAAAAGUGCCUUAAAUAUGCUCAGGAUGAAAACAGUUUUCAUAAAAUCUUCAGCUCGUGUUGCCUGGGAUGAGGAUCAUCUCACCUGACUUUAGGCAUCUACAGCAUACCUUGUAGACACCUAAAAAUAGGUAAGGUGAACCCCAUUCCUGGUAUUACCCCAUCAAAAGCUAAUAACUAUAUGCCUGUAUAAACAAGCUGAGGACCUAUGCACGUGCGCUGGACUGCGUGCACUUGUGUGUGUGAAGGCAUGUGUGCAAGCGUGUAUGUUUUCUACCACUAGGUAGCUAUUACCAUCUUUCUGUAGCACAUACCCCGAACUGCUAAAAUGCUAAACUUUUAUAAGUAUAAAUCUAUUUAAAGUUUUGUUCGUUACAUUUUUCCGUGAAAAUAAGUCAUAAUGGUGUUCUUUGCCAGUUCCGAAGCUGUUAAGUAGAAGAAUUUUAAAUGAAAUUAAUUCAUUUUCUUCUACCCAGGAAGGUAAUAAUUGUCUAGUUUGACUAUAAAAAUAUUAAUCAUACUUGUUUACACAAUAAAUUUCUCAUGGUAAGCCAUGAAUAUCACUCCACUUCACCCUACCUGCAGGUAUUUCUGUGAAAUGCAUUUCAUCUGUUAAGAAUGGAUAAUCAGUUAAAUUCUAAGUUUGAUACUGGUCAGUGUUAACUUUCAUCAAGUUAUAUCAUGACAAUAUUGUACAUGUAUAUUAUUAUUUUUAUUUAAAAUAUAGCUGUUGUAUUGGCAACUGUGUAACAUAUUUUUUGUUUUGUGUGGAUUAAUUCCCUGUUAAGUCCUCCUAAGUUGGGCAUUUAGGUUUUGCAAACAAAGUGCAUAUAUACUGCCUACUUUUCAGGAAUAGUAUGUACUUACUAGCACACUUCUUUAUUUUCAGUAUUUUUCAGAGCAAUAUUUUUACUGAAACUCUUAUUUCCUAUAAUAAAAAUUUAAAAACUAUGCUCUCGUACACUUAGAAGAAUAUACAGGAGAACUCAAAUGUACCUGUGUUCUAGCUAGAAUUGAAUCUGCCGUACUGAAAACAGGCAUUCUCAAAAAUCCUCACUACAAGUUUAUUCCUAAAUCCACUGAAGUCAGUGAAUAUUUAAGCAUUAAUUUCAGUUGGAGCAGAAUUUAGGGCACAACAUAAGCUUUUUAAAAACACCUUCAUGAAAUUUACUAUCUAUCUUGAACAAAUAGAGGAAAAAUAAAGAUUUUUUUUUGACGAGUUGUCUAGAAAAGUUAGAAAGUAAAAGCUUUUGUCGUAAACAGCUUGUAUAAGGGCAACUAGUUCAGCCUCAAACAGGGGGCUGCACACAGCAGCACAACUGCAGAGGGGCAUGUGCAUCUUACCUAGGAGUCUGGCACACUUGCUUGGAGUGGUUUGAUAUAAACGAAGUGUCAUCAGUCCCAGUGGCCUGAGGAGUUAACACAGAAGGGCUCAAGAUGAAAAAAUACAAGAAAUUGCAGGACAUCUCUGAGUUUUGUCCUUCAGAUAAUAGUUAGAUUUUACUUUCCUCAGCUACUCUGAAUUCUGUCUGCAUAUAACGCUCUCGAGAAUUCAGGGAGGGAAUUUCAGACUGAGUGGACUGAACUGAUUACACUGGUACUACACCUCGGAGAAUAAAAUGCAAAAUUCAAAGUGUAUGGAGCAUCUGCUGUUAGCUAUCAUAUUUCAUUGUCCCAAACUGUCCCUUAAGCAUUGACUUAGCAAGAGAAUGUUGUGUGUACUGAAAUAAAAAUGUUAAAAGAUUUUUUUUAAUUGUUCUGUA
Messenger RNA from Rhea pennata, 3396 nucleotides. RefSeq names its product endothelin receptor type B (gene EDNRB). The coding region runs from base 310 to 1626 and encodes 438 amino acids. The record is from RefSeq and is a predicted model, not a curated record. Gene Ontology annotation, biological process: vasoconstriction; developmental pigmentation; regulation of blood pressure. Gene Ontology annotation, molecular function: endothelin receptor activity. NCBI's taxonomy places the organism in Eukaryota, Metazoa, Chordata, Aves, Rheiformes, Rheidae. The transcript is spliced from 8 exons. Gene Ontology annotation, cellular component: plasma membrane.